GCACCAAUAUUCCAAAAAUAUGACGAGAUUAUUUGCAUAUCAUUUACUGAGUAUAUUUGUCAUUUUUCCCAUUAUAAAAUCCCAUUCAAAGUAUAUUCAGCACAAUUGAGUAAGUUUCAAAUUUUAAUCUUGCCCUGUCCUCCCAUGGGAAAUCUAGGCUUCCAUCUCUGCAUUUUGAUAUCCCUAGCUUGUUUUAAUUUCCCAAUUAAUUGUUUUGAUAUACAAAACAAAGUGACAACAACUCUUUUUGUGUUUGGAGACUCCAUGUUUGAUCCUGGAAACAAUAAUUACAUAAUCAAUCCUUCAGCUUAUAAAGCAAAUUUUGAGCCAUAUGGAAAAUCAUAUUUUAAGCAUCCUACUGGCAGAUUUUCUGAUGGCCGCCUCGUCCCUGAUUUUAUUGCGGAAUUUGCAAAUUUACCAAUGAUUCCAUCAUUUUACCAAGCUCUUCACAAUCAUUCAAUUAAUCAUGGAGUGAACUUUGCAUCUGCUGGUGCUGGUUGUCUAGAUGAAACCUACAGUGAAAAGGUGAUCUCCCUAAAUACUCAAUUAGGCAAUUUUAAGAUUAUAAGAAAAAAGUUGAAGGCACAACUAGGGAAAAAAGGUUCAAAGGCAUUGUUAUCCAAUGCAGUCUACUUGUUCAGCAUAGGCAACAACGAUUAUCUACGUCUUUAUGACAUUCCAGAUAUACCUUCAGACAUGUCUUGCUUAGCUUAUGCAACAGAGCACGAAUACAUGAAUAUGGUGAUGGAUAGCUUCGUUACGGUCAUGAUGGAAAUACACAAGUUAGGUGGGAGAAAAUUUGGGAUCCAGGAUUUGCUGCCUUUGGGUUGUUUACCAAGAUUUAGGGGUCUUGCUUUUCUUAAGGAAGGUCCUCAUAGUGAUUGCUUGGAUGAACUCAACUCUGUAGUAAAGAAGCACAAUUUAGCUCUUUCGCGAAAAUUUAAACAGUUGAAGAAGAAAUUAAGAGGUUUCGAGUACUCAUUCUUCAGUAUCUUUGAUGCUCUUAAUGAACUCUUUGAAGAUCCUUCAACAUAUGGUUUCAAAGAAGCAAAGGCGGCAUGCUGUGGGUUUGGUCCAUAUAGAGGAUUUGGUAGUUGUGGAAUGGCAGAGGCUUAUGAGUUGUGCAAAAAUGUGAAGGAGCAUGCAAUAUUUGACUCUUAUCAUCCCACUGAAAAGGCUUUCCAUCACUUUGCGCGAGUAUGGUGGCAGGGAAAUUCAAAUGUGGUUGAGUCUCAAAGUUUGAAAUCCCUCUUGGCCUAGUCACUGGUUCGUUACGUUCUUUGUCUUCUUUAGUGGCCAAGUUAAAGUGUUCAUUGUUUGUGUACCAUUUCAUUUUUUUCAAGGUUGAGCUUUUUCAAUUUAAGUUAAUGCUAUGUUUUUCAGCGUCAUAAAAAAUGUUGAUCAUCAAAUUGUAAGUCACUUUAUCUUUUCUUUUUAAAACUUUUUCUUAUUAUAUUGGGGAUCAUGAAGAAGACAGAAAAAGACGGAAAAUUGAAUUCAUACCAACUAUAUUGUGAGAGACAUUGAACUGUACAUGUAGAACGGAAGCUGUUAUGUAUUUUGGUCGAUUGGCUAAAACCCCUAUAAAUUAAAGUU
Solanum stenotomum is the source of this 1596-nucleotide messenger RNA. RefSeq names its product GDSL lipase-like. The transcript is spliced from 5 exons. The coding region runs from base 145 to 1260 and encodes 371 amino acids. Lineage: Eukaryota; Viridiplantae; Streptophyta; Magnoliopsida; Solanales; Solanaceae. Gene Ontology annotation, molecular function: hydrolase activity, acting on ester bonds. The record is from RefSeq and is a predicted model, not a curated record.